AUGGUGACUUCCAGGGGCAGGGCCUGCUCUGGGAUUCACAGCCCCCCCCAGGGACUGCAGUUCGAGGUCGUACCCUCCCACUUCCAGGAGUCCCUCGAGAAAGCGAGAUUUCCGGCUCUGCCCGAAUAUGCCCGGGAGACAGCAAAGCUGAAGGCUCUGGAGGUGGCGUCGCGGCUGCGCAGGGACCUGCACCCGCCUGAUAUCAUUAUUGGAGCUGACACCAUCCUGGCCGUGGGUGGCUUCAUCCUGGAGAAGCCAAAGGACAAGGAUAAUGCCUACAGGAUGCUGUGCAGGCUGAGUGGCCAGCAGCACAGUGUCAUCACCGGUGUGGCCAUCUUGAGGCCACUAGGCGGAAGGGGCCCAGAAGCAGAAGUGGAAUUGUUACUGUUCCACAAAGAGACCUGUGUGACAUUCUCGCGGCUAUUGGAGCCACUGUUGUGCGAAUACGUGGAGAGCGGGGAGCCUCUGGACAAGGCUGUCGCCUACGGGCUUCAGGCGCGAGGCGGUGCCCUAGCAGAGCGCGUGGAUGGGGAUUUCUUCAAUGCCGUGGGGUUUCCACUCUACCACU
Messenger RNA from Phodopus roborovskii (desert hamster), 568 nucleotides. Its product is annotated as probable bifunctional dTTP/UTP pyrophosphatase/methyltransferase protein. NCBI's taxonomy places the organism in Eukaryota, Metazoa, Chordata, Mammalia, Rodentia, Cricetidae. The transcript is spliced from 7 exons. The record is from RefSeq and is a predicted model, not a curated record. The annotation marks the transcript as partial. Gene Ontology annotation, molecular function: nucleoside triphosphate diphosphatase activity.